Molecule: messenger RNA, 2381 nt
Organism: Meriones unguiculatus (Mongolian gerbil)
Lineage: Eukaryota; Metazoa; Chordata; Mammalia; Rodentia; Muridae
Exons: 2
Coding region: 2-2245 (747 amino acids)
Biological process (GO): centriole replication
Cellular component (GO): centriole
Source: RefSeq, a predicted model, not a curated record
GAUGAUGGAGGAGGAGAUGGAGUCUGGGAUGGAGAAGGUGGAGGAGGAGAUGGAGGAGAGGAUGGAGGAGGAGAUGGAGUCUGGGAUGGAGAAGGUGGAGGAGGAGAUGGAGGAGAGGAUGGAGGAGGAGAUGGAGUCUGGGAUGGAGAAGGUGGAGGAGAGGAUGGAGAGGUUGGAGGAGAUGGAGAAGGUAGAGGAGAUGGAGAGGUUGGAGAGGACGGAGAUGAUGGAGGACACGAUGGAGGAGAUGGAAAGGUUGGAGGAGCGAAUGGACAAGAUGGAGGCCAGGAUGGACGCAAUGGAGGAGAACAUGGACAAGAUGGAGGAGAACGUGGACAAGAUGGAGGAGAACGUGGACAAGAUGGAGGAGAACGUGGACAAGAUGGAGGAGAACGUGGACAAGAUGGAGGAGAUGAUGGACAAGAUGGAGGAGAACGUGGACAAGAUGGAGGAGAUGAUGGACAAGAUGGAGGAGAACGUGGACAAGAUGGAGGAGAACGUGGACAAGAUGGAGGAGAACGUGGACAAGAUGGAGGAGAACGUGGACAAGAUGGAGGAGAACGUGGACGAGAUGGAGGAGAACGUGGACAAGAUGGAGGAGAACGUGGACGAGAUGGAGGAGAACGUGGACGAGAUGGAGGAGAACGUGGACGAGAUGGAGGAGAACGUGGACAAGAUGGAGGAGAACGUGGACAAGAUGGAGGAGAACGUGGACAAGAUGGAGGAGAUGAUGGACAAGAUGGAGGCCAGGAUGGACAAGAUGGAGGAGAUGAUGGACAAGAUGGAGGCCAGGAUGGACAAGAUGGAGGAGAACAUGGACAAGAUGGAGGCCAGGAUGGACAAGAUGGAGGAGAUGAUGGACAAGAUGGAGGCCAGGAUGGACAAGAUGGAGGAGAACAUGGACAAGAUGGAGGCCAGGAUGGACAAGAUGGAGGAGGUGGAGGCUGGGAUGGACAGGACGGAGGAGGCCAGGCUGGACCCUCAGGCCCGGACCACACCGGGGCCAUCUUCAGGGGCCCCGGGCGCCCCCCGGGGCGGGAGGAUCCGCUGCGGCCUGCCCCGCCCCCGCCCCGCCCCUCCGGGCUCCUCCCCGCCGGGGUCCUCCCCUCUGGGGCUGCUGGCCGCGCUCCGGGCCCCGAGGACCCGCUUCGUCUACACCGUCGGGACCCUGGACGCGCCAGGUUCGGCCGCCCCCGCGCCCCCUCCCGGAGCCGCCGCCGUCCUCCCCACCGCCCCGCCCGGCCGGGUCCAGCGUCGCCCGCGGGGGACCCGGGCCUCGAACCCGCGGGGGACCCGGGCCUUGAACCCGCGGGCGCCAGCCUCGAACCCGCGGGGGACCCGGGCCUCGAACCCGCGGGCGCCGGCCUCGAACCCGCGGGGGACCCGGGCCUCGAACCCGCGGGGGACCCGGGCCGAGGGGGCCCCUGGGCGGGGUUCCGCUCCGCCCGGGGCUCGGCCAUCCGCGUGUCCGCCGAGGCCCUCAGGGCGGCCGCCCGGCUCUUCCGGGAGGAUGCGGGCUGGACCCGGGGCCUCGGGGAUGCUGUCGCCAUGGAUACGGGCCUCGGGGAUGCUGUCGCCACGGAUACGGGCCUCGGGGAUGCUGUCGUCACGGAUACGGGCCUCGGGGAUGCUGUCGCCACGGAUACGGGCCUCGGGGAUGCUGUCGCCACGGAUACGGGCCUCGGGGAUGCUGUCGCCACGGAUACGGGCCGCAGGGAGGAUGCUGCUCGCUGGACCACGGGCCUCACGGAUGCUGUCGCCAUGGAUACGGGCCUCGGGGAUGCUGUUGCCAUGGAUACGGGCCGCAGGGAGGAUGCUGACGCGGAUACGGGCCGCAGGGAGGAUGCUGCUCGCUGGACCACGGGCCUCACGGAUGCUGUCGCCAUGGAUACGGGCCUCGGGGAUGCUGUUGCCAUGGAUACGGGCCGCAGGGAGGAUGCUGGCUGGACCACAGGCCUCACGGAUGCUGACUUGGAUACGGUCACGGAUGAGGCUCUCUGGACCACGGGCCUCAGGGAUGCUGUUGCCACGGAUACGGACCUCAGGGAUGCUGUUGCCAUGGAUACGGGCCGCAGGGAGGAUGCUGUCGCCAUGGAUACGGGCCUCAAGGAUGCUGUUGCCACGGAUACAGGCCUCACGAAUGCUGUUGCCACGGAUACGGGCCUCAGGGAUGCUGUUGCCAUGGGUACGGGCCAAAGGGAGGAUGCUGUCGCCAUGGAUACGGGCCUCACGGAUGCUGAUGUAGUUACGGUCUCGGAUGAGGCUCUCUGGACCACGGGCCUCGCGGAUGCUGUUGCCAUGGAUACGGGCCUCAGGGAUGCUGCGCCCCCGCCCGGGGCCGCUCAGGGCCGCGGGGACCCCGGGGCGGACGGCGUGUCCGA